AUUUGUUCUUAUCUCUCCCUGUAUAUCCCGGUAUAUAACAUCAAGCAAAUGCUUUCACCUUCAGUUACUCAUUCAGAUCAAAGAUGUCAGUAAGCUUAGAAACAAAGAGCCAAUUUGGAUAUUCUUUCGGUUGCGGUGUUCCGCAAGGAAUUGCUUCGAGUCCCAAGGAGACCUUUAUGUUUGGCAAUCCUAAACCUGCGGGUGGGGAUUUCUAUCAACUCAUUGGUAAACAGUCUCAACAAACUAGCUUUGGAGGUGCUCCUGCUACUGCACCGAAUACUUAUACUCCGGUAAGACCCAGAAAGCAGAAAACUAACUUUAGAUUCACUCUAGAUGAAACCUCUGGUAAGCUCACCCAAAGACAAAGAGAAUUCUAUGAAGAAAAUGGAUUCCUUGUAAUUCCAAACCUUAUCCCUGAUGAAUUGAUUGAUGAAUGCCGGAAACGGUUUCUCGAUCUUGUAAACAAGAAGGCAGAGGCCGGAAGUAUUUUAUUGAUGAAAGACCUGUCUCUCAAGGACAAGAAAGGGUUGCCCAAUGAAAGAAUUUACAACAAAAUUCAAGAUUAUGUGUGGGACGAAGUUCUCUCCAAGUAUGUUUGUCUACCGGAGUUACUUGACUAUGUACAGUGUUUUACCGGUAGUGAUAUUCGUGCAGUACACUCUAUGUUGAUCAACAAACCUCCAGAUGUUGGAACUAAGACCUCUAGGCACCCACUUCAUCAGGACUUGCAUUACUUCCCAUUCCGUCCUGCUGAUCGUAUAGUAGCUGCUUGGACCGCAAUGGAACAUAUUGAUGAUACUAACGGUUGUCUGGUUGUACAGCCUGGGACUCAUAAAGGAGGUUUAGAACAACAUGAUUACCCAGACUGGGAGCAGGGGGUUAACAAGAUGUAUCAUGGUAUCCGGGGAGCAGAAAACAAUCCUAGAGUUCAUCUGCACAUGGAGAAGGGAGAUACGGUGUUCUUUCAUCCCUUGAUCAUCCACGGAUCAGGGACCAACACUUCAAAUAAUUUCAGGAAAGCAAUCAGCUGUCAUUACUCCACCAGCAAUAUAGAAUAUAUUGAUGUGAAAGGAACAAGCCAGGAGAAUAUUGCACAAGAGGUUGAAGAAAUUGCAGCCCGGAAAGGAGUUGUCAUGGAUUUUGUUGAUCUUUGGGAGUUCAGAUCUAGAGACGUCAGAGGAAGUAAGGCUGAAGCUCAUCUCUAGAAGAAUAAUCUAAAGUCAAAAAUUUUGAAUGCAAUGGCACUCAUCCACAACUGUAGAGCUCGAUAUCCUCUCUGGUAACUUUUCGAUAUCCCUGCAUCAGGGUACAAUCACCACGGGAUAACACAGAGGAAUAAGAUUAAUCUGUAUAUUUGCAUCAAUUGAAGAUGUAUUGCUCGAUCCCCAGGUUUCCAUCACAAAGGUUUUGACCUUUGAUCAAAACUCUUCAAAUAAACAUUGAAUCUCUUACUAAAUGUUUUUCAUAUAUACGUAUUUAUUUAUCUAUUUAAUAUUCCAUCAUUAUAUGAUAUAGCAAUUUAAUGAAAUAUUUCUUAUAAAAACCAUAAAAAUAAACGUUUAAAUAUA
Molecule: messenger RNA, 1568 nt
Organism: Eurytemora carolleeae
Lineage: Eukaryota; Metazoa; Arthropoda; Copepoda; Calanoida; Temoridae
Product: phytanoyl-CoA dioxygenase, peroxisomal
Exons: 7
Coding region: 84-1205 (373 amino acids)
Biological process (GO): fatty acid alpha-oxidation
Molecular function (GO): phytanoyl-CoA dioxygenase activity
Source: RefSeq, a predicted model, not a curated record